GGAUGUGCACGAGGAGUGGGCUGUCACACCAACACAGAAUACGUUCCAAAUGUCAAUGGAGUACAAAGUAAAGCCUGAUCCAGGUCCUAUCCUUGACCUCAUAACAGCCUUUCGUGCUUCUCAGGCGCUCUUUGCAGCCGUGGAGCUGGGGAUAUUUGACUGCUUAGCAGCAUUGAAUCCAUACUUGUGCUCAACGAACAUAGCAGUAUUACCCGACCGCAACGACGGUUGUGUACAUUGUGACCUACAGAACCUGUGCGAUGCGGUAUCUAAGCGACGAGGCGAGCCUGUUUCCCUGGAUGGCUUGGAUCGGCUCUGCCGUACCUGCGUUGCUCUUGGGAUGUUGCGUUGUCCUGAGCCAGGUCGUUUCGCAUUGACGCCGAUGGCUGCCACCUACCUAGUCAGCACCUCCCCUGAUUCCUUAACUGGCUACUGCACUCACUCCCAACAGGUGGUGUGGCCCCUCUUCGGCGGCCUCACCGCUGCAGUCGUAAGCGGCUCCCAUGUGUGGUCCCGGCAAUUCGGCACCGCCGCUGCGACCACCACCGCAAUCACCAUCAGCAACGCUGCUGCUGCUGCAGGGAGCCCUCCUGCUGCCUCAGCCGGCUCGAGGGAUUCCAUGGCCGCCACCAGCAGCACCAGCACCCCGCCUGCUGCCCCCGGUACUGCUGCCACGUGGGGCCCAGAAACCUCCGCUGCAGGUGCGGCUGCGGGUGCUGCUGCUGCUGCUGCCGCCAGUGCGCUAAUCCAGGUGGAGGGAAAUCCGCUGCUUCCGGUACCAUCGUCUGCCGCCGCCACAGCAGCAGCAGAGGUCACACCCGCGCCCGCCCGAGCCCCAGCUGCCCCCGAGGACCAGCCCAGCGGGGACCCGCAGCCGCCCUCCACAGCGGCAGCAGCAGCAGCGCCAGCUGCCAACCUGGCCUCCCCCGGCACAGUGCCUGCACCCUCACCUAAGCCUCCUGCUGCUGCUGCUGCCCCACCUGCUGCUGCCGCCCCGGCUGCUGCUGCUGCCCCACCUGCUGCUGCCGCCCCGGCUGCUGCUGCUGCCCCACCUGCUGCUGCCGCCCCGGCUGCUGCUGCUGCUCCUUCGCACCAGAGCACUAACAUCAACAGCACCCAUGUUGCUGUCACCCCUGCUGCACCUCCUCCUCCUGCACCCGCGCCAAGCACCAACACCGCUGCCGUCACGGCUCAGGACGUCUUCGCCCGCAUCUACUCCACCCCCUCCGACGUGCUUCGCUUCCUGCGCGGCAUGCACUCCUUCGCAGCCCUGUCGGCAGGCGCGGUCGUCACCGCCUUCGACCUCUCCUCCGCUCGCACGCUGCUGGAUCUGGGAGGAGGCACGGGGGCAAUCGCUUGCGCCGCGUGCGAAUCGUAUCCGGGCCUGGCGUCAGCGGUGGUGGUGGAGCUGCCGCAUGUGGUGGAGGUCGCGGAGGCGAAUUUUGCGCCGGGACUGACCCGCGGGUCACCGACAGCAGUGGGGCGGGUGCGCUGGUUGGCUGCGGACUUCUUUAAAGAGGAAGACAAGCUGCCUCAUGGGGUGGACGUGGUGGUGCUCUCCCGCAUCCUGCACGACUGGGACUCGCCCCGCUGCUCGUCGCUGCUGUCGCUGGCGCGGCGGCUGCUGCGACCCGGAGGGUCGGUGCUGCUGGCGGAGAUGCUGCUGCAGCCGGACAGGCUGGGGCCGCUGCCGGUGCUGCUGCAGGACCUCAACAUGCUGUGUCAGACGCACGGCAGGGAGCGAAGUACGGCACAGUACGGCAGGUUGUUGGAGGCGGCGGGGUUUGCUGCGGAGUCGGUUGAGGGGCGCCGUACAGGUGCCUAUCUAGAUGUGGUGCUAGCUCGCAAGCCGGAGUAAGGAGUGGGGGAGGGGAAGAGGAAUUUCGUGGUGCGGGAUGGUUCGGAGGGGGGGAAGGAAAGCGUUGGCUACGGGGCUGUUGCUAGCCACGUUUCUUGUAGUGUCUUUGGCACCCUGUAUCGUACGGACACGCUGUGCGCGCGUACAGAGCGUAACUGCAUGUAUGUAUGUGACGCAGCGGGUUAGGGCGGCCCCCAGCGGGGCGGGAGGGCGGUUUGGGUCACUGUGGUAAUGAUGUGCAUGCUUAGAGGGGCUUUGCUGUAUGGCGUGUUAGAUGUGCUACCGUACGAGUACGGGAGCUGACAUGGAAAGGUUUGGGCAGCACGCAUUCCCUGUUUUCUUGAGGGGGGGGCGCUGGAAGAGUGGACGACGAAGGGAUCCAUUGACAGGGGUGUUAUGGAGGGAAAGUGGGAGAGAGAGAGGUUUGUGCACGGGAGAUCAAGAGGAAGGAAGAGCGAGGGUGUGGGAGUGUGAGCUUGCCCGUUUAGACAGCUGCAAGGCACAGUAUAGGCAGGAGCAUGCAGAAGGAGCGUGUGUAAAGAAGGAGGACUUUAGGGUUCGGGCUGGGUUCUUAGACGCCUGGGUGCGCUGAUGAUGUGUUACGCAGGAAUGGUGGCGGGUGGAGCGUCAGCAGGAUGGGAGCGGAACAUACCGGCAGUCGGCACCCGUCGGCAUGGGCGAGCACGGGUUCAAAGGCAAAACCACUUAUUUACAAACUUAACACAAGUGAAAUAAUGGCAAGUACGAGUACCGGUCCCUGAAACCCACUACGGCCGGGUGCAAUGUAAUCAG
Molecule: messenger RNA, 2650 nt
Organism: Astrephomene gubernaculifera
Lineage: Eukaryota; Viridiplantae; Chlorophyta; Chlorophyceae; Chlamydomonadales; Astrephomenaceae
Source: the annotation of a GenBank genome assembly